AUGCGGUUGGCUCAUCUCUUCGUCGUGUCCGCUGCUUAUCUGCAUAGGGUGCUAGCUGCCACCCAGCUGCCACUUGCAGACGAGACACUCAUGAUUAAUGGAGUCACUUUUGAAACCCGAGCUCGAUGGAUGCGCCUGGCCAACCAGGCAUUAGGCGAGUUGAGCGGCUCGCCGUGUCCCUUUGCGGCCUUUGGAACCGUGAUAGUGAACCAUACGGCCUCCGAUGAGGGGCAGCUUAUCUGCAUGGGAGUCAAUGAGAAUGGCAAAACAGGGAAUCCUUCAUCUCAUGGAGAGAUUGCCGCAAUUACGAACUGCACCAAAAUUCUGACCGAUCCUACUGGAAAGUUCCGCCUCAAUGCAACCGAAGCGGCAGCGGCAUUUACGGGUCUAUCCUUAUAUACAAAUGCCGAAAGCUGUCCAAUGUGUGCAUCUGCGAUCCGAUGGGCGGGAUUCCGCGAGUAUAUCUAUGGAACCUCGAUUGCAAGGCUUAUUGAGAAAGGCUGGGGCCAGAUUCGCAUUCCAUCAGUUGAUGUUUUUGAGGCCUCUUUUGAUCUUCCGUAUCCAUCUCGACUGAUGGCCAAUGUUCUUACUAAUGAGACAGAUCCCUAUUUCUUGUGGCAGUAUGAUCCGUCAUAUCCUUGCCCUCAGGGAUGUUCUCGAACUCAGAGCGGAAAGAGCUGUAAGGCUGCUUCGAGUUGA
Molecule: messenger RNA, 699 nt
Organism: Penicillium waksmanii
Lineage: Eukaryota; Fungi; Ascomycota; Eurotiomycetes; Eurotiales; Aspergillaceae
Product: nucleoside deaminase
Exons: 3
Coding region: 1-699 (232 amino acids)
Biological process (GO): purine nucleoside catabolic process
Molecular function (GO): guanosine deaminase activity
Source: RefSeq, a predicted model, not a curated record